AUGUAUGUGGGCUAUCUUUUGGAUAAGGACACUAACAUGUACCCUAACCCGGUCAGGCACCCCAGCCUGAACCUCAACCCCCAGAACUACGUGCCUGCGCCCCCUCAGUAUUCGGAUUUUGCCAGCUACCAUCACGUGCCAGGGAUUAACAGUGACCCACACCAUGGGCAGCCUGCGGGCGCCUGGGGCUCGCCAUACACACCCGCCAAGGAGGACUGGCAUUCGUACGGGCCUGGAGCCGCUUCUUCCGUCGCUAACCCGGGGCAGCUUGGAUUCAGCCCCACUGAUUUUAAUCCAAUUCAGCCUCCAGGCUCUGGACUCCUACCUCCACCCAUCAACAGCUCAGUGGCCCAGCUCUCCCCCAAUGCGCAAAGGCGCACCCCCUAUGAGUGGAUGAGGCGCAGCGUUCCAACCAGCAGCAGCGGUGGGGCGGGCAAGACCAGAACAAAAGACAAGUACCGGGUGGUGUAUACAGACCACCAGCGCCUGGAGCUGGAGAAGGAGUUCCACUACAGCCGCUACAUCACCAUCCGGCGGAAAGCGGAGCUGGCGGCCACGCUAGGGCUCACCGAACGGCAGGUGAAAAUCUGGUUCCAGAACCGGAGAGCCAAGGAGAGGAAGGUGAACAAGAAGAAGAUGCAGCAGCAGACGCAACCCACAAGCACCACCACUCCCACUCCACCGGCCGUUGGCACCCCGGGUCCCAUUGGUGGCAUCUGCAGCAGCACCACCAACCUGGUCUCCUCUUCCCCAAUGACUAUCAAAGAAGAAUUCAUGCCUUAA
Mauremys reevesii (Reeves's turtle) is the source of this 783-nucleotide messenger RNA. RefSeq names its product caudal type homeobox 1 (gene CDX1). Lineage: Eukaryota; Metazoa; Chordata; Testudines; Geoemydidae. Gene Ontology annotation, cellular component: nucleus. Bases 1 to 783 code for a protein of 260 amino acids. The transcript is spliced from 4 exons. Gene Ontology annotation, biological process: anterior/posterior axis specification; regulation of transcription by RNA polymerase II; animal organ morphogenesis. Gene Ontology annotation, molecular function: RNA polymerase II transcription regulatory region sequence-specific DNA binding; DNA-binding transcription factor activity, RNA polymerase II-specific. The record is from RefSeq and is a predicted model, not a curated record.